Molecule: messenger RNA, 1557 nt
Organism: Linnemannia hyalina
Lineage: Eukaryota; Fungi; Mortierellomycota; Mortierellomycetes; Mortierellales; Mortierellaceae
Source: the annotation of a GenBank genome assembly
AUGUUUGUCGAGUUGGCAUUAACAUCGUCCUCGGAUGCCGCCGACGGCACCACAUACCUCUGGAACCUCCACACCGGGUCCAUGCUCGGCUCAUUCAAGCAGAACGUCACUCCCUUGCAGUCCCUCGCCCUCGUCAACAACCACCGCAACCUCGGCAGUAUCUUCUUGAGCUCUCAGGCAGAGAAGGGCAUGAUGCAUGUCUACAACUUCCAGAAGGACCAAGUGUUUUUGAAGUUCCCUCUCCCCGACAAGAUCGUCUGCCUGGCCACAUCGAACAGGGGAACCUAUUGCGCAGGAGGAACUGAGAGCGGCAGGAUUCAUGUCUGGGAGAUCGCGACAGGAGUUCUCCACCGUACAUUCGACGCUCACUACAAAAAGAUCACAGUCCUUCGAUUCUCGGCAGACGACACUGUGCUUUUCUCAGGAAGCGAGGAUGCCUCUGUUCACGUCUGGAUGCUCAAUGCGCUCUUGGACGACGGACAGACCGAGUCGCCCGCCCCACAUUACUCCUGGACCGACCACACCCUGCCCAUCACAGAUAUCCAAUGCGGCGUUGGCCGGUUCCACGGCAGUCGCGUCGUCACUUCUUCUAUGGAUCAUACCUGCAAACUCUGGGAUCUUUCAACAGGAUCGCUCUUGACGACCUUCUUGUUUCCAACAAAGAUCACAGCCUUGGCUUUGGACCCUUCUGAACGGUACUUCUUGGCUGCUUCUGGAACACCGGCUUCGACAUCGUCUACGGCGAACGAGGCUGAUUACUUGAUUUACCAGGCGCUGUUGUACAAGGCUAAGCAUACUCAGCAGGGAUACACGACUAUGGAGGCUGUUGAUGGUGAUUCUGGCUUGGAGCAGAUUGGGUUGGGUGGUGCCAAGAGACAUGGAAGCGGUGGUGAUCUGGUUUUCAGGGGACAUCAUCAUCCUAUCCAGAGGAUGGCUCUCAACUUUGAUGGUUCAGCGUUGGUCAGUGGAGAUAACAAGGGCCACUUGAUGGUCUGGGAUGUUGCCAGUAGACAAAUGGUCCGUGAGAUCAAGCAGCACAAGGGCGCGAUCUCGUCGAUCCACACGUUGUUCCAGCCUGCCGACCUCUACUCCAACACCACCUUGGCAGACAAGCCCAAGGUGCACUCGAUCACACCGUUCAAGCGCAUCCCACAGGCACGAAUUGGCGAAGGCGGACCCGAAAUCAACGGCAACAACACCAUCGCCGAUGAUCCUCUGAUCCUGAUCCCCUCAACCGUCUCUUCGACCUACUCAUCUUCAUUAUCGUCCGCAACCUUGUUGGCGCCUUCAUCGCAGGAGCAGCAAUUGCUCGAGAUGGCUCGUCGCGCAUUUGUGGGCGCUCGCUCAGGAUCUGUCGCUGCCGGAUCUGCAGCAUCACCGGCAUCUUCGACUUCUACAGUCGCGUAUCAGGACUUGGAGCAAAAGUAUCGGGAACUUGAGGCGCGUCUUGCAGCCUUGACGCCGGCACCUGCUGUCCAGCCUGUGGUAUCACAAUCUGACAUCAGUGCUGCUUUGAGUGGGUUGAGGAGCUCUGGCACCAAGAGGCGAAAGGCAUAG